AAUCUUCCGCCAACGGUUUCGUCAGUCUGCUUCGGGACUCGUCGGUGUUAGCACGCGUGAACGGUAGCAGUCCAAAACCGCGCGGUGGACUACUUAGGUACUAUGUGUGCUGGACUACAUCAGCAGUGUCCUGCUGGUGUUUGUGGUGGAGGGUGGUGAAGGUGACGGGGGGAGCUGGAAACGGUUUAACUGUAGCACCAUGUGACACAUUGUGCAUUUAAUGGAAGUUCUUAUUUUUAUGGUGCACCAACAACACAUAAAAACCCAUUGUGGUCAAAAGCGGUUGUAAUUACCGAUUGUGGUCAACGGAUUAUGCAAUGCAGUUUUGGAUCCGGAAUAGAAAGUGUUGGUAGUGCUUGGAUUAGUUCUGAAAAAUGUAGCAAGUGCACUGAUUGCCGAUGAAAUGCAGUGUGCUGUCAAUAUUGGCACAGUUUGUAAUAAAAAUAGAAUAGUUUUUACUCAGUGUAAUUGAACGCCGCAGCUACGGUGAAGAAAACUGUGAAACGACGAAGGCCACCAGCCAGCAUCAGCAUAUAAACGGUUGUGGACUUCUUCUGGCGAGCCAAGGUGGCCGCACGGGCAGUGAAUAUUAUGAGUUAUAAUCAGUGAAGAAAAGUUCUUGCCGUCGCCACCGGAAGGAGGAAGAAAUUGUGGCUAGUAUGAGAAAACGUAAGCGAAUUAAAGUGAGUGCAUCGAGCUGUGAUCGAGGGGGACGCAGAAGAAGAUUGAAGUGAGGUGGCGAGUAUAUGACAAAUGAUCACAAACUGCAGCUGAGCACCGAGUGAGUGUUAGUUCGAAAACAAGGUUGUGAUAUGUGUAGCCUGACAAAAAAAAAGGUUUGUGCAACACAGCAAAUACUCACAGCUCGGUACCCAAGUGGAAGCAGCAGAAGCAGCAGCAGUCAACAGAAAAUGUAAUAUCUUACGUUAUAAGUGCAGAAGUGUGACAAAACCAGUGUAAAUAGCUGGAAAAUAACUUUUCUGGGUGGAAGAUUGGGUUCCAACGAGCAAAAGACUUUCCGCAAUAUCUUGAUGGAAACCGGUGCGAGGAUAGUGAUUGCAUUCGGCACAAUCGACAUGGAACCCCUACUGCUGGCGAAAGGGAGCUGAGAGUUGGUGUCCUAAUCCAUACAUCUCGUCGUAGAUAGAAUCCACUUCAUUAGUUAAACAAGAAAUCCAACCCCAACCCCAAUCGUCAGGAUGACUAUGAACAUCAACAUGGACUCCGACCAUCGGGUCGUGCUCAAUGUGGGCGGUAUCCGUCACGAGACGUACAAAGCGACCCUGAAAAAGAUCCCGGCCACUCGGUUGUCCCGGCUAACCGAGGCACUGGGCAACUACGAUCCGAUCCUGAACGAGUACUUCUUCGACCGGCAUCCGGGCGUGUUCGCGCAGGUGCUUAACUACUACCGAACGGGUAAACUGCACUAUCCAACCGACGUUUGCGGACCGCUGUUCGAAGAGGAACUCGAGUUCUGGGGACUUGAUUCCAACCAGGUGGAACCGUGUUGUUGGAUGACGUAUACACAGAGACACCAUCCAUCGGAGCAAUCCCACCGAUCGACGAGUCGGUCGGGCCUAGCAAAGAGUUCUGCUGGUCAUCGAGGCGACCAGCCGAGGAGUACCGGUCAACGAGAGAACGGUAUCAACGGUGACAUCCUUACCGCCGGUGAGGAUACCAGCCUAUCGAAGAGUCUGUCGGCCGCAGCGAAGCGUCCUGCUGGUCAUUGA
This is a messenger RNA of Aedes albopictus (Asian tiger mosquito), 1730 nucleotides long. Its product is annotated as potassium voltage-gated channel protein Shaw-like. Gene Ontology annotation, biological process: potassium ion transmembrane transport; protein homooligomerization. Gene Ontology annotation, molecular function: protein binding; delayed rectifier potassium channel activity. Gene Ontology annotation, cellular component: postsynaptic membrane; axon terminus; dendrite membrane. The coding region runs from base 1200 to 1730 and encodes 176 amino acids. The transcript has 6 exons. NCBI's taxonomy places the organism in Eukaryota, Metazoa, Arthropoda, Insecta, Diptera, Culicidae. The record is from RefSeq and is a predicted model, not a curated record.